AUGCCUCUCGUCGUGCCAGGAGUCACCAGCCAGCCAAACAGCAAGACAGAGGAGUGGUCCAACAAGUUGGUCGGCAAGAAGAUAACCGACGAUGAGGCCUCCAGCGAGAUCUCUUUCGCAAAGCGAGAGCUUCCGGAAGCCCACAGGAUCAUUCAGCCAGGCGGAAUAGUGACCAAGGACUUCGUUCCUGACAGGCUCAACGUCCACGUCAAGGAUGAUGGCACAGUCUCCCACGUCACUCAUGGUUGA
Diaporthe amygdali is the source of this 249-nucleotide messenger RNA. RefSeq names its product pua rna binding domain-containing protein. NCBI's taxonomy places the organism in Eukaryota, Fungi, Ascomycota, Sordariomycetes, Diaporthales, Diaporthaceae. The record is from RefSeq and is a predicted model, not a curated record. The transcript is spliced from 2 exons. The coding region runs from base 1 to 249 and encodes 82 amino acids.